Lasiosphaeria miniovina is the source of this 2558-nucleotide messenger RNA. Its product is annotated as major facilitator superfamily domain-containing protein. NCBI's taxonomy places the organism in Eukaryota, Fungi, Ascomycota, Sordariomycetes, Sordariales, Lasiosphaeriaceae. Bases 379 to 2223 code for a protein of 614 amino acids. Gene Ontology annotation, cellular component: membrane. Gene Ontology annotation, biological process: transmembrane transport. The transcript is spliced from 6 exons. Gene Ontology annotation, molecular function: transmembrane transporter activity. The record is from RefSeq and is a predicted model, not a curated record.
GAGGGGCAUUCGCGCAAUCGACCAACCACGGACCACGUCCCGUCGCGGCAGCCGCAUUGCAGGGGCGUAGGAAGCCCGGCCUGCCUAUCUCGGCACCCGCACUGCGCCACUGACUCGCCGCCGGACUCGACUUGGUAAGCCUGGGCAGCUAGACCCCGCCGCCAACUGAGCACGGCAUUGGUCGGGCCAAUUCGGGCCAAUUCGUCCCAAAAUCAUUACAAACGUCUCAACUUUUUUGCGCAUCCAAACACCGUCUUUAUUUGUCCAUCCCUUUCGAGCGCAGCACACAUAAUUGCCAAGAGCCUGGUCGCUAGCAGAGAGAGGCGAGGUAUCGGCUGAGUCCUGACGGACGACAUCAUAUCAUUUCCUCAGGCAGCCAUGGCAGGAACACCAGCCGCCGACGAGACGUCGCCGCUCCUCGGCGGACCUGACUCUCGUAACGGCGACGUCAACGCCAAUGCCAAUGGCAAUUCCGAUGCCAAUGCCAACGGCAAUUCCGUUGCCAAUGCCAACGGCAAUUCCGAUGCCAAUGCCAAUGGCAAUUCCGAUGCCCAUGCCAACCCCAACGCCAGUGCCGACCCCGAUGCCGCCGCCGCCGCCAACGGCAACGGCAAGCCCGACGGCGCCGUCGCCGUCGCCGGCUGGCUGCGGCAGGCCUUUCUCCACGUCGAGCAGCGGCUCCUGUUCGGCGGCUUCCUCAUCACGCUGUCCUUCAGCUUCACCCAGGUGCCCAUCUUCUACGCCUUCUACCUGAUGAACUGCGACGUCUACUACGAGACGCACCCGCCCCACCAAGGGCCCGGCAACCGCUGCAAGGUCGACGAGAUCGCCGCCGCCACGUCGCUGCAGUUCGCCUUCCUGGCCAUGUCCACCACCAUCUGCGGCACCUUCAACCUGUUCUUCGCCGGCUGGCUCGUCAAGCGCGUCGGCCCCCGCCGCGCCCUCCUCGCCCAGAUCUUGGUCCCCGCCAUCCGCGUCGCCACCCAGAUCCUAGGCGUCCUCGCCGGCGGCGCUGCCGGCAUCACCAUCUUCCAAUGCACGCAGCUGGUCACGGUCCUGGGUGGCCCCGCCGGGUACAUCCUCGUCAUGAACAUCAUCGCCGGCGAGGUGGUCGAGCCCGAGCGCCGCACCGGCGUCUUUGGCAUGCUGCAGGGGUGCAUCAUGCUGGGCCAGGGAAUCGGCUACUACACCGGAGGUCUCAUCGGCGACACGUGGGGCAUCCGCCGGCCCUUCGAGGUGGCGUUUUUCUCCUUCCUUGUCUCGGCCGUCUACGCGCGCCUGGCGCUGCCGUACAUCUCGCCCGGCUCCAUGUCGGACGGGAAGAAGCCGGCGGUCCGCGGGAUCGGCGCCUUCUUCGCGCCCCUGCGCGUGCUCGCGCCGCAGCGGAUCCGCCUGCGGGGCGGCAAGAUUGUGCGGCACUACGGGCUGCUGUUCCUGUGCGCGGGCGUGUUCCUGGGCGUGGUGGCGACGGGGUACGUGGCGCUACUGAUCCAGCUAUACGCGACGUCGGCGUUCGACUUUGAGCAGAGCGACAACGGGCUGCUGAUGUCGGGCUACGCCUGCAUGCGCGCCCUGUUCCUGAUCGUCGCCUUCCCCGGCGUCAUCGCCCGCGGCCGCAAAUGGUACCUGGCCCGCCACCCGGACAGGAGCACCAAGGGCCACACCCCCGCCCACGGCGCCGACGACCUGCCCACGCGCCCCGAGGAGAUCGAGGCCCCCGUCGGCACCUUCGCUGCCGACGAGCCCGUCACCUCGGAGACGGUCAAGGAGGUCGAGGGCGCCCGCUUCGACCUGUUCUUCCUGCGCUGGAGCCUGGUGCUCGACGGCGCGCUGACCAUGUGCACCGCGUUCGCGACCAAGAAGUGGCACAUCUUCCUGGCUGCCUUUUUGCUCCCGUUUGCGUCCGGCAGCGCGCCCGCGGCCAAGGGCGUCAUGACGGAGAUGUGCCCGCCGUCGCAGCGCGCCGACGCCCUCAACGCUCUGACGCUGGUCGAGAACCUGGCCAACAUCAGCACCCAGGGCCUGUUCGGCUUCGUGUUUGCCGCGCUGGCCGAGCUGGGGAAGUCGUACAUGACCUUUUACGUCAACGCCGCCUUGGCGCUGGUCGCCUGCGGGGUGCUGCUCUUCUCGCACUUUGCUCCGAGCGGGAGCACGCUAGUGGAGAACGAGGAGCAGGCCGACCAAACAAGUACUCCCGAGAAUGCGACCACAGCGGCCGAGUAGACGGCAAUAGAGUUCGACCCGAUAACGUGGCCGUUGGAUUUACGGCAGCUAAUCGGGUGUUGCCGGUCAUCUUGUCCGUGGAUGCGAUGGCCGCCCGAAUCUGCUGUUGUUGGAACAACGCGCAUUCCAGCCACAUAGAGGUGGCUGUAGCAACGCAUUCAUCAGCCACACAGGCGGCGGUGGAGGCGUAGGGGUCCCAGAUUCCAUAUAAGUGGCCUACGGCCACCUCUUUCUUCUAGAUAGACAUAGACAACAAUGACCAUCACUUGAACCACCAGCUUUCGGCGUGCAGCACGCCCUGUUGUUUCCAGUACCGGUACCUGGUGAUUCCAACA